Molecule: messenger RNA, 900 nt
Organism: Phytophthora sojae
Lineage: Eukaryota; Oomycota; Peronosporomycetes; Peronosporales; Peronosporaceae
Exons: 2
Source: RefSeq, a predicted model, not a curated record
ACGGCCUUCCUGGACGCUGCAGUGGAGAUGGAACUGUGCAAGGCCUGCACGUUCAACUCCCUCCGCCUGCUGGACCGCAUCUGGGACUCUUCGCUACCGGAAACGCACCCGUCUCCAGCGGAAGUGGGUCCGGGCAACGGGGGCUCGUGGACCCGACGCAAGUAUCUGCGCACGGACCGCCACUACCGCCGCUUCCAGUUGCGUCGCGCCAUCGUGGAAGCUGUCAAGAUCGAGGACGCCAAGGCCGCGCUGCGGAUGGUGCAGUGGCUCUGCACCAAGUUCCACGGCUGCAUCGUCCCCGUCACCGCCGUCCACACAGCUGCGGGCAAAGGGAACCUGGACGUCUUGAAGUUCUUCAAGGCGAUUGAGAUCCCUGGGAGGAGGGACGGAGGCGCAGCCAUGAGGGACGAGAUCGAGAACGACAAGGGCCACGUCGUCCGUUGGGGGCGUCACGAUAUGGAGCACGCCGCUGCCAAUAAGCAGUACGAGACCAUUACGUGGCUCUACCAGAACACUUGCGCGCCUCGAGCCAUGAAGAGCACGCUCAUGACGGUAGUGAAGCACGGGGACAUUAAUCUCCUUGAGUGGCUUCGAGAGAAAUAUCCCACUCGGGGUGCCAUGGACCUCGCGGCGAAGAACGGACACUUGGAGAUGGUGGAGUGGCUCGGUACGCACCGGUACGAGGGGUGCACGGUUGCCGCUAUGGAUGCCGCAGCGGGGAGAGGACACCUGGAAGUCGUCAAGUGGCUGCACCGUCAUCGGUCAGAGGGAUGCACGACACAACGCUGCAAGUGGUGGCCACCUGGAAGUCGUGGCGUGGCUGCAUCACAAUCGACCCGAAGGAUGCACGGUCAAAGCUCUCUAUGGAGCGGCUCAAAAUGGACACCUCGACGUCGUUAA